Messenger RNA from Oppia nitens, 1463 nucleotides. RefSeq lists its product as uncharacterized. Lineage: Eukaryota; Metazoa; Arthropoda; Arachnida; Sarcoptiformes; Oppiidae. Gene Ontology annotation, molecular function: tRNA binding. The coding region runs from base 15 to 1463 and encodes 482 amino acids. The transcript has 4 exons. The record is from RefSeq and is a predicted model, not a curated record. Gene Ontology annotation, biological process: mitochondrial tRNA 5'-end processing; positive regulation of mitochondrial translation. Gene Ontology annotation, cellular component: nucleus; mitochondrion; nucleoplasm.
AAAUUAUCGAUAAUAUGAGUACUUUAUGUCUAAGACUAUUACCAAUCGGUGGUAGUCUUUAUGCGAGACAUUUGACAACAAAAGUAUUGACCAAUUUUUGUUUCAGAAGUUUGUCAAAUGAUUAUCAUAACCGACGACCAGAUCAACAACAAAACGACACCACAUUUGACACUAACAAUGAGUCCCAACAGCAGAUGUCUUCAUCAUUGCUUCCGAAGACGAAACGUAUUCAAUGGGAGACACAAUCAAAGAGAAGAAAUAUACUGAAAGAGAUCAACACAAAAGUUAAAUAUGAAGACCAAUUUCAAGAUCAUCGGCGCCACAAUUUGUCACCAAUUUGUGUCCAACAGUACCAGCAAUGGCUGAUUGAUUGGUGUCAUCGGUUGGGUGUCGUCGAGAAGUCGACUAACUUUGUCCGAAGAUAUCGAAAGAUUGUCAUAAUAUGUGAUAUCUAUAAUGAAAUACUGAACACAACAUUUCGGGUUCCCGUACGGCUGACCACUGACCACUUACGACAACUCAUGCAAUUAGAUUUGCAUCGAGAGAUCAGAGAACAGAUCCACUAUUGGUAUGACUUGGAGUUCAAGAAGUACGCGCAGAAACUCAUGCAAAAAGAGCAGGCCAUAGAAAAUUCAUGGAAACUGGAGAUGAAACAUACCGGUCGUACCUCAAGAAUAGGCAUAUUUGACGCCAAAAAUCCAAACGAAAUAGUUUAUGGUUUAUGGCAUAACACACUCUUCACGAGAAUCAAUCCUCGUGUUAGACGAGAGUUGAUCGCAAAAACGCGUCUGAAAAAUGCCGCACUGUUUGGCCAAAAAGUGGUCAUUGAUUUCAGUUUUGAAGAACAUUUAAAUGAAUUGGCGGCCAAACAAUUGUUGGGAUAUUUAUCCAAAAUGUUUACUUAUAAUAAAAAUGAAUUGAAUGAAUCGUUUGACAUARCAUUUUGCAGUCUAAACCCUUACGGAAUUGUUAAGAAAUAUACGGAAAAUUAUUUUCAUAAAUCUCUUUAUGAAUGUUAUAUAAAUGUUACGCAAGACUCAUAUCUCAAUCAUUUUGAUGUCAACCGACUUUGUUAUAUAUGUCCGCAAGCAGAUGAACCACUUGUCAAAUAUGAUAAUAAUAUGGUUUAUAUAAUACCCGGUGUUGUACAGCAUCUGAUGAAUCCUCCACUUUCUAUGAUGCGUGUCCGACAAGAGGGCAUUCAAAUGAAACGAAUCCCACUUGAAGAGUACGGAACAGUAAGAGAGGGCUUCCAUUUAGAGGUGUCCAACACAUUGGAAAUAUUGUCAUUUUUGCGCGAUUAUGGAGAUAUGGAAACAGCAAUCAAAAUGUUUUUGCCAAACAGUGUCUGGAAAAGUGAUGAUGAGAUCACUGAAAAAGAUGAAGAAGUCAUACGACGGAUGUUUUAUUUACGAAAAAUUGCCGCUCAAAGUACCACUAAAAUGUAUCGCGCAGUUGAUUAG